Colletotrichum karsti is the source of this 2961-nucleotide messenger RNA. RefSeq names its product glycosyl hydrolase family 35. The transcript has 9 exons. The record is from RefSeq and is a predicted model, not a curated record. Gene Ontology annotation, molecular function: beta-galactosidase activity. Gene Ontology annotation, biological process: carbohydrate metabolic process. Gene Ontology annotation, cellular component: vacuole. NCBI's taxonomy places the organism in Eukaryota, Fungi, Ascomycota, Sordariomycetes, Glomerellales, Glomerellaceae. The coding region runs from base 1 to 2961 and encodes 986 amino acids.
AUGCGCUUCUUUCGGGCUGUGUCGGCCUUGAUUUGGCUGCUGGUUUCCGGGGCCGUUGCGACUGACAAUGGCCUCACUGAUGCGGUGACGUGGGACAAGUACAGUCUCUCGGUCAACAACAGCAGGGUUUACAUUUACUCCGCCGAGUUCCAUUAUCAACGUCUACCAGUUCCCGAGUUGUGGCCUGACGUCCUCCAAAAGUUCAAGGCCAACGGCUUCAACACCGUGAGCAUCUACUUCUUCUGGUCCUACCAUUCCGCCUCCGAAGGCGUCUUCGACUUCGAGACCGCCGGCAAGAACAUCCAGCGUCUGUUCGACUACUGCAAGGAGGCCGGGUUAUAUGUGAUCGCGAGAGCCGGACCAUACUGCAACGCCGAGACGAAUGGCGGCGGCCUUGCCCUCUGGGGCUCCGACGGCCGCUUCGGCAAGCUCAGAACCUCGGACGAACGGUACUACGACGGUUGGCUGCCGUUCAUCACGGAGGUUGGCAAAAUCAUUGCAGCAAACCAAAUCACGAACGGCGGACCUGUGAUUCUCAACCAAGUCGAAAACGAAUACCAAGAGAGCGUUUACCAAGCGAACCACACCUCCGUCGUCUACAUGGAGCAGCUGAAGAAGGCCUUCAAGGACGCCGGCGUCGUCGUCCCGCUCACCCACAACGAAAAGGGCAUGCGCUCGCGCUCGUGGUCGACGGACUACAACAAUGUCGGCGGCGCCAUCGACGUCUACGGCCUCGACAGCUACCCCGGCGCGCUAUCCUGCACGGAUCCGACCGUUGGGUUCAACGUCGUCAGGACGUACUACCAGUGGUUCCAGAACUACUCGUACACGCAGCCGAGUUACCUCGCCGAGUUUGAAGGCGGGUGGUUCUCGAACUGGGGAAGCCAGACUUUCUACGAUGAGUGUGCUUCUGAGCAUGAUCCGGCGUUUGCGGAUAUCUACUACAAGAACAACAUCGGACAGCGGGUCACUCUGCUCAGCAUCUACAUGAGUUACGGAGGAACGAACUGGGGUCACUCCGCCGCACCUCAGGUCUACACCAGUUACGACUACAGCGCUCCUCUCCGGGAAACCCGCGAGCAAUGGACCAAGCUCUACCAGACGAAGCUCAUCGGGCUCUUCACCAGAGUCUCAACCGAGCUGCUCAAGGUCGAAAUGAUCGGGAACGGCACCGGUUACCAGCUUUCGUCUCCGUCGGCCUUCAGCUGGGUCCUCCGGAACCCAGACACCCAAGCCGGCUUCACCGUCGUCCAGCAGGCCAGCACCCGCUCCAUGACCCCGAUUCAGUUCGACGUCACGCUCAACACCACAGCCGGCUCGGUUACCGUGCCCGACGUGAUCCUCAACGGACGCCAAAGCAAGAUUCUCGUUUCAGACUACACCUUUGGCAAGCACACCCUGCUCUACGCAUCCGCGGACAUCGCCACGUACGGCAUCUUCGACAAGGACGUGCUGGUCUUUUACCUCCAGGAGGGCCAGACGGGGGAGUUCGCCUUCAAGGACGAGGCCGACCUCACCUUUGAAGUCUACGGCGACACCGAUCUGACGGAAACAACGAACGGUGGCCAUCCGGCCUUCACCUGGAAGCAAGUCGCCGGUUCCACAGUCGUCAAGUUCUCCAACGGCGUCCUGGUCUACCUCCUCGAACAGAAGACUGCCUGGCGCUUCUGGGCCCCGCCGACGACGUCCAACCCGACCGUCAGACCCGACGAGCAGCUGUUCGUCCUCGGCCCCUACCUCGUCCGCAGCGCCAGCAUCUCCCACGGCGUCCUCCACAUCUCGGGCGACAGCGACCGCGCCACGACCCUCGAGGCCUACGUCGGCGACAAGCCCAUCGAGACGAUCGACUGGAACGGCAAGCGUCUCGCCGCGACCAAGACCGCCUACGGCUCGUUCACCGCCGAGAUCCCGGGCGCAGAGGACCGCCCCGUCGCCCUGCCCGAGCUCAAGAACUGGCGCUCCGCCGACGCGCUCCCCGAGGCGGCCCGCGACUACGACGACUCGCGCUGGGUCGUCUGCAACAAGACCACCACCCCGAGCCCGUACGCCCCCGUCACGCUGCCUGUGCUCUACAGCUCCGACUACGGCUUCUACGCGGGCGCCAAGAUCUACCGCGGCUACUUCGACGGCGCCAACGCCACCGCCGUGAACAUCACCGCCUCGGGCGGGCUGGCGUUCGGCUGGUCGGCGUGGCUCAACGGGCAGUUCGUCGGCGGAGACGUCGGCUCCGCGUCUGCGACGACCACCAACAAGACGCUCCCCCUCCCCCGUUCUGCCCUCCGCGAAGCAGACAACGUGCUGACCGUCGUCGUCGACUACCACGGCCACGACCAGGCCUCCACGGCGCAGGGCAUCAACAACCCCCGCGGCAUCCUCGGCGCGCAGCUGCAGCCCGGCAGCUCCCGCACGUCCACGGGAUUCAAGCAGUGGAGGCUCACGGGCGCGGCCGGCGGCGAGGCCAACAUCGACCCCGUACGCGGCCCCAUGAACGAGGGCGGCCUCCACCCCGAGCGUCUCGGCUGGCACCUCCCGGGCUUCGCCCCCUCCGGGCCGUCCUGGGCGUCGCAGUCCCCCCUCGACGGGCUCGCCGAGGCGGGCAUCCGGUUCUACGUCACGACCUUCACCCUCAACAUCGACUCGGACCUCGACGCCCCGCUCGGCGUCGAGUUCUCCGCGCCCGCGGGGACGACGGCCCGCGUCAUGUUCUGGAUCAACGGGUACCAGUACGGCAAGUACGUCCCGCACAUCGGCCCGCAGACGCGCUUCCCCGUGCCGCCGGGCGUCCUCAACAACCGCGGCCGCAACACCAUCGCCGUCAGCCUGUGGGCGCAGACGGGCGAGGGCGCCAAGCUGGACGGGCUGAAGCUGGUGCGCUACGGGCAGUACCAGACGGAUUUCAAGUUCAACCGCGACUGGAGCUACCUCCAGCCGGGGUGGGAGGAUCGACGGGAAUACGCUUGA